AUGGGUAACGACGAAAUUGUUUCUGGCGCCAUCGCAGGGCAUUCACGCAGCCUGAUAGGCGCUCGUGUUAAGGGCGCUUGGCGGCGUUAUGCCUGGCUCUUGGCGUUAAUAUGUGGCGCAGCAUGCGCCUCGGCGCUAGACGCCGUGGAGGUGUCACCUCACACAAAAGACCAUUCAUAUGCAAUUGUGUCUGAGAAAUCUUCUGCGACCGAUGCAAUUGAUUACAAUGACAACAACACUGCUGAGAAUGUCGGAGAUCGCGAAAGGAACCCUUUCACUGUUGUGGGUAUGGGAGCCGAGUUUGAGGGAUUUUUGGAGCUAUACGAUUACAAUGACGAAGGUGCCACCGGUUCAAGUUUCAUGGAGAUCGCCAACACUCCUGAGGAUGCACCGACAAGCGAACCGGCACAUACGGAGGCACCAGCGUCAGCGCCACCAUCAGCAUCACCACCGGCAUCUGCACCGACGCCAGCACCGGAGUCGAAGACGUCUUCAAAGAGUCUCAUCAGUUUCCGGCGCAAAACGGCUGCUAAUUCCGAACCGGCAGCAGCCCCGAGCUCAAAUCCGUUCGGAUUUAUAGGUUCACUCUUCAAGUCUUCGUUCAAACCUGCCAAAAAGUACAAAUUCCGCGACGUCAACAUGGAGCUGGUUGACACUCAUCUUGACUUACUCGACCCCAGCGGCGUUAUUCAGGGCCGUUUCACCAUGAGUGAUGAAGACAGCCACACGAUGUCGAUCCUGACCGCGCUGAAGCAACGGAAAUUCACCAAGUGUGACGUGAAAUGGGUGCCUGCACCUAAAGGAUCGCAGAAUGGUAUGGGGCACAUACAGUUCGAAUGCAAAACCAAGGUACCCGCGGUUGGUUACGCUGGUCAAAUCCCGAUUGCCGUUUACGUUUCCGGUCUGAGCAAGAACAAGCAGCAGAAGAUCUACAUUCACACCGAUGGAUUGAACUUCCGUCGCGACUUUGAGGAUAUUGACCAUGUCCGUUACGCCAUUUUGCAGGCGCUAGGCAUAGACUUGGACCACCAGAUCACCAUCACCGAAGUGAACGGUAACCGCUACAAGGACGAUGCGGCCACAUACCAGGCUAUUGCGAAAUUGGUGGAAUCUGGAGGCACGGUCAUUAAGGUCACAGUAAAGCCUAUGAUUCGCCUGGAGGCAAACGUGCAGGAACCGUACUCCCCAACAUCGGAGAACUUUAACCACGAGUUGGGCAACAUGACCAUUGACGAUUACGUGAAGACUCUCAAAAACCGAAAGCGCCUGUCCCAGCUAGCUCAUGACAGCCUUGGUGAGAAUGCGGAUGGCUUCACUUUGGUGGGCAUCAACGAACUCCACGAGGGCUCCAAAGGGUUCAACGGCAAAAACCCCGCCAAGAUGCCAAUUGAAAUUGAUGAGAAGUUGACGUUCAUGCCAGAUGUGACGGUUCGGUUCAACUACCUGGACAGUUUCGUAUCCAGCAAAAGUUUUGCUGUUCACACCCCCGCUAUUGACGUGGUUAACGUGGGUCGUGAUAUAGUGAGGAAGGCUCGUGGCGGUAAGGACAAGAAUGUGUAUCGCGUUUACGCGUACUCCCUGCCCGGCUGCCCUAUGGAAGAACCCGACCUGUACGAACUGAUGAAGGUGCGCAAGAACCUAACCAUCGAGCAACUGCCGUUUGGCGAGGCAUGUUCGAACCGUCGUACGCAUACUAUUGACUUCUUCUACCUGAACAGCAAGCCCGCUAACUACAUUUUCGACGUCGACCUGACUAACCCUGACGGGACACGGACUGAGACCAAACGCAUAACUGUGAAGUAUGUCGACGACAGCGACAUGUCUGUGCUGAAGGACGCAAUCGUUCGAGAGUUCGAGAAGGAUGGUUAUCUGAUAACACCGGAUGAUUUGAGAUUCGUGAACAUCGUGCGUACCGAUGGCGGUGACCUGACCGACAAGACCAAGAUUUCGAGUUUGGCCGAUAUUCCGAAGGAACAGAUGCUGGGUCACACUUCGCACAUAACAUUACAGGCCGACCCGCACCUCAUAGGUUAUUUCACCGAAAACGACGGGAAGCGUGACACCUUUGAAAUCAAGCUGCCGACGACCAGACCUUCAGCAGCCGACAUCAGGAACGCUUUCGAGAAUGAGCUCCACGUGCGCAACUUUUUGAGACCUGACGAAAACCUGCAUACAAAACUCCGAUUCCACCCGCUUGACGGCAAGAGGAAGGUCCUUAUGAACAUGUUCGUCAACCCCGAUGAGCAGGGCCAUUUCCCUGCCGGGACUAAGUUGAGAGGGAUGGCUGCAGAGGCAGACGCUCGGUAUGAAUUCCCAAUCCGAUUCACCAGCGAUGACGGCAAAGUGCAUAAGUUCUCCGUUCACGUCCCCUACGGCGCCAGCCAGCAGCAGAUCGAGGACCUGAUUGCGAGCGAAAUCGAGCGCCGCAAAUACGGCGACCGCCCGCGUGAGAUGUUCAUCCGCAUGAAGGGCCACGAUGAUGGCGGACUUGAUGGUUUGUGGGAUAACAAAGUUAGCGACGGCAUGGAAUUCGACGUCGAGCCCGCGCGCCUCAUCGAUAUAGGUGGUGUCAUCGACGACAUCCCCACCCACUUUUCGAUGAAGAUCCACCCGCACGAGGGCCGCGACGAGUUCGAGCGCGCCAUACGUCACAAUUUGAUGCAUGAGCCGCAGCUCGAGGUCAAGUUCAGGAACGAGCCCAACCACAUCAACGACAUUUCCACCAUGGUCAUCAACGAACGUGGCAACCCAUACAGCGACGAGGAUUUUGCUGCCCAUGAUCUGUACAAUGACGUGCGGAAGGUACGCGUCGGCGUCUCUGACCACCCGCUUACGCUUACCUGGAGAGAUCCAGUGAGCGGCAAGGACACCACUUUCUGCUUCAGUCGCUCGGCUGCUGGGGCAUGUCGUGGCGUACCGGUCCACAUAUUGGCGAAAUUGACCUUCCAACAGCUGUCCGAGAUUUUGCGCAACGCCAUUCGCUCCGACAAUCGCGAACUCUACGAGGAGCUGGUUGCCCUGCCGCGUAAGGAUGCGCAUCUGACGUCCGCUAUGAAAAUGUCGGGUGUUACCCUGGUUGGUGGUCAGCACGUGCCAACCCCCGAUGUGGAUCUGAGCGACUCCGCUGCGAUUAUUGAGCACUUGUAUGGUCUGAAGAUGUCACACAUCGGAUCGUUUGUGUUCUCUCUCAUGAACAAGGAUGAGCUGCAGCGCCAGCAGGGUCGCCUGAACGGUGGCCCUCGUAACAUCCGCCUGUCCAUGCAUAAGCACGGCGCUGACCCUGAAUCGCAUGUUGUGAUGGCUGAUGAUAUGGGUCCUUCGGAAUUGCGCAAUGUGAUCAACAAGUACUUCCGCGGCGUGGAUGACGGAUCUCAGAUAGAGGGAUUGACCAUUAACGGAGAGGAAUACAAAGGCCAGCCGCUGUCAUAUUUCCUGAACAAAGCCAGUGACAAGAAUAUGCCUCUGAAACUUGACUUCAACGUUGCGAACGACAGGAAGCGCGGAGCGGUCCCGUCCAUUAUGAAUGUACGCAUCCAACCGAAGUACGACGAGACCUUAAGGAGCUACUUCGAUCGUGCAAUGGAGGAGCCUAACGAUUUCGGACUAUCGCCUUUGCAUUCGUACUCUGUUGAAUGUGUGGAUGCGACAGGGAAACGGUUGCAUGUGGAUGGCAUCCUCGACCGCCCCUUGACUUCACUGGGCAUGUGCAGCGAACUGAAAAUCCACCCGAAGUCGCAGGGUCGCGCACGUGAUGGAGGCAGACUCUACGAUAUGGAACCUGAGCAGAAUAUGGAGGUACACACGUCGAUCAUUCUGGAUGAAAACAAGGACAGCCCGAGCAGCCUAAACCGGCAGCUGCGUAACUUCCUGAUGGAACUACCGGAUGACGACCUGAAGCACGUUUCCAUUCUCAUCGACGACAAGCCUGUGAAAUGCUCGUUAUCUGCGCUACGGGAGGCGUACAUGAUCCGCAACCUAACCGUUGACAUGCUUCUGUCUAUGUGUAACAUGGAUUCACGACAUGCGAAGCCUAGCGUUUUCAAGAUCAACUGGGAAGCUCCCAAGGAAGGCGAGGAGUCAAAUGGCAAUGUCAAAACCCGCAUGUCCGUCAACGCCGAUGGCACUCCCCUCUGUUACUUCACGCUCCACAAAGGCCAGCACGAUGUCGGCGUCGGUUCCACAAUCCCGAUCACGCUCGGGACCCUGAAGUCGCCCCUUAAGGAAUUCAACGCAAAAUUGGCGUCGAUGUUCGGUGGCACAUUGUCACACGUAGGCAACCUGCGCAUGUCUGUUGUGCGCAACGGCCUGCUCUCUCCCUGCAAGUCCGAAGGGUGGUUGAAGAAUCUGGAGGAGUUCAAGAAGGCAACGUUGCAGGCCGUCUUCAAGAUGUGUGGUAUCCCCGUUGCCAUCCCCGAAGACAACACGUUCUACCACUUCCGUCUGACUAUCCCAUUCGGCGAGGACAUGACCUACACGUCGGGUGUCAGCAUGGGUGGCAGUGUUCCGGUGGAGAUGCUUUACAAAGACGACGACGAGUUUUCGGCUGUCCACUACAACGAGGAUCUGCGCGUGCCGCUGUACGACUACUUGGAGAAGCAGCCGGAUGUUGAUAUGGGUAACCUCGACCGUUAUGUUCUGAAGGUGAGGGGUGAGAACCCGGGUAACGAGACCAUUGGGCGCACUUACAAGCUCAACCAUCUGCCUUCCGACAUGACACUGUCGAGCGUGUUCCCCCACACCCCCAUGAACAAUAUCGUCUUCGAGAUCGAGGACACCGGCGACCCGUACAACUCCGCGGGCAGCUGGAGCACCGGCAUGUCGUACCCCGUGAACGACUACAAGAACAACUUCGACGCGAUAAAGCAGCAGAUGAUCGUCAACUUGAAAUCUAUGCACGGUAACUCGCUAUCCAAGCUCAACGGGUACAACGUGAUGGUGAAGAUCAACGGUCAGAAGCACGAGUGCCGCAUCAAGAGCCUCGCUGACCUCGAGCGUAUGGACUUCGAGGAGUUCAGCCGGAACUGUGUCAACGUGGAGCACGUGCAGAACAACCCUUCUAUGAACUUCAACGUGUCCUACGAGAGCGGUCGCGGUGACCCCGAGAUAAACUUGUCGUGCAUCUGCGGUGAUUACGACACCAUGCAGGCUUUCCACCUGAAGCCCGGCGAUGUAAUACCGAAGUCGGUGAUCGACCAGCUCACGAAGAAGUACACUCCCAAGCAACUGGAAAACGCCCAAUGGGGAAUCAUGAUCAACGGUGUUCAAGGCAACUGCCACGUGGAUAACAUUGCCGCUCCGAUCUACUUAUCCGAAAUUUUGGAGAACUGUGGUGUCGAUGACACCCAUUCGCGUCAUUUUGACAUCACCCUCCACGAUUUCGCGGUGGACCAGGAGUUUGUAAAGAAGGUGGCUAACGAGAACCUAGCUGCAAACGGCCCCAACGGCUCCGCCCAAGGUGGUGCUGGCAAGGGCGGUUCAGCUCAAAGUGUUGUUGUUAGCGGUGGUGCAGGCCAAGGGGGCGCUGGUAAGGGCGGCUCUGUUAAAGGCAGUGUUGUUCAAGGAGGUGCCGCUCAGGGCGGAAAUGGCAGCGAGGGCGGUGUUAUGAACGUGACCAUGAAGGGCGGCGAAGCAGAAGGUGACUACUCACCUCUGUUAUCCUUCCAGGACCACACGCUCCGUCCACCCAAGGAGUUCGCCAAUGUGCACCCCAACGUCUUCGUGAACAUGCCGCAGGAUUACAAUGGACCCCAGGUCAACGUUGACGGCAGGAAGAGCAUCAACGAUUACGUGCGGGAAAUCGUGAUGGAUGAGAACGAUGUGCAACCCGGAGUUCCGAUCAACAUCCGCGUGAACACCAAUGGCCAUCAGUACAACCUGAACGACAUUCCCAUGGACGACCUGAAUUACCCAUCUGGCUACAUAAACGGCAACACGUCCAUCAACGUGCGGCCGGAUUCCAGCGGCAGCCUGCCCGGCACGAUCAGGACGUUCCAACUGCCUGAGACGGACAAGCCGCUUUCGUCUUACAUGAACUUGCUGCACAAGCGCAUCCCCGACAUGGAAAACAAGCGGCUGAUGCUGGUCGGCAACAAGACCAUGCUUGACGAGGACCGCAUUCCCGUCCACCUGAUGAACAAGCCGAUGAGCGAAUUGCGGAAGGAAGGCUACAUGGUCUCGUUGGUAAACGAUCCGCAUGACCUGCAUCCAUCCGGUGCCGUGAAAGUGAACAUCCUCUCCAAGGACGGUUUCAGCAGCAGCGCCACUAUUAACGACCUGCAGGAGCCUCUGCGCGACGUUUUUGCAAAGAUCGGCGCCUCUAAUGUGGACAUGAACGCCUUGUCCGGCGCCCAGUUCAAGGUCGUCAUAGACGGUAUCGAGAAGACGUGCAACUUGCCCAAACUGGACCGGCUGCUAACGUCAGUCUCCAUGCAAGACAUAUUGUACACCUGUGGUAUUAGGGACUUCAACCACUCGCACGACUUCACGCUGUUCUUCGACAGCCUGCUGGGCGGCGAGACCGGUGACCAUCGCACGCCUUUCAAGCUCGAGGUCGACCUCGACAACAACGUGGAUAGUACCAAAAACGUGGACUACUCUACGGGUGUGGAGCUCAGUGGUGGCGCUCUCGACUUCCUCAAGUCCAAGCCCAACAGCCACAUCUUCUUCGACAUGGAGGGCAAGGGCUUCCGUGAGUUCGUCGAGGUCGACACCGAGAAAUUCCGGCAACUGCUGAAGGCUCACCCGAGCGUUGUUGACCUUCUUCUACGCAUGGGUAUUCCUCAGGAACACCUCGGUGGCGUCGACUGUCUGAAGAUCAUCCUUUCAACCCUGUCGCAGGUGCUGCAAGGCCACCAGCAAUACGCGGUUAACAACGGCAAGGACCAGAGCGGGUUCAACCUCGACGACCCCAUCAGCAAAUACCAGUCCAUCGCAGACGUGGCGUCGAUCCUCAAGGAACGACCCGAGCAGGACGUGACGGUUUCGGUGGAGCUCGCAAACGGCAACACCAAGGACUUCGUUGUGUCUAACCGCGAGUUUUUGCACGCGUUGCACGGCGGCUUGAGCUUCAAGACCGUUGCGCUUUGGGGAUUGUCGCAGCAGGAGGCGGACCAGAUCACCCGCAUCCACUUCAACACCGCGCCUUUCGGCGGAGCGCCAGACCAGCUGCCGGAAGAGGCACUUAACGUCCAAGGCGCUGCCAACAAGGAGGCCGAAAAGGCUGCUCCUCCCGCCAGCCGCGGAGGAUCGGUGAGCGCCGGAGUCAUAACGCCAGACACUAUGCUGAGGAGCGUGGGCAUCAUAUCGAAGGCAAUGGAUGAGCAGGAUCGUAACGUGAAAUUCGCGGUCAGGACACAAGCUGGCGAGACGUUCGAUAUUGUCGUGAAGGGUUCCAUGCUGAAGGACAACUCGAAGCACGGCCCCAAGAUUAAAGACCUGUUGUCGUACUUCCUGCCGGAAAAGACGAUGUCCACCAUCGCCUCCGUUUCCGUGCAGCUGGUAACGGAUACUAGCAGGUUCUUCGUUCCGCUGAAAACGCACAAGCCCGUGGUAAUGCCCAUUAUGGCGGCCGAUCUUCCUGAGGAUUGCGACAUUCAGGAGUUCAAGAACUCGUGGAACCCUCCGGAGACCACGUACAGGCGUUUGACGUUGAAGGAGGCUAUAGACAACUACCGAUCACAUUUCAGGGUCAAGGGCGACAUGGUUGCCAAGGCGGCCUACCUGUUGCGCAAGGAGCCCGGCAACAACAUCUCCGCGGAGGUGCUGUUCGACGAGGACCACCCUUCGGACGACAGCACUCUGAAUCGCAAGAUCGGUAAGGACGUUGAUAGCGGUAGCACUAUUUUCGUCCGCUUCAAGUCCUCGGGCGAGCUUGCCCCCUGA
This is a messenger RNA of Babesia ovata, 7881 nucleotides long. Its product is annotated as CAF1 ribonuclease domain containing protein, putative. Bases 1 to 7881 code for a protein of 2626 amino acids. The record is from RefSeq and is a predicted model, not a curated record. The transcript is spliced from 3 exons. NCBI's taxonomy places the organism in Eukaryota, Apicomplexa, Aconoidasida, Piroplasmida, Babesiidae.